Molecule: messenger RNA, 669 nt
Organism: Rosa chinensis
Lineage: Eukaryota; Viridiplantae; Streptophyta; Magnoliopsida; Rosales; Rosaceae
Product: DNA polymerase alpha catalytic subunit-like
Exons: 5
Coding region: 1-669 (222 amino acids)
Biological process (GO): lagging strand elongation; leading strand elongation; mitotic DNA replication initiation
Cellular component (GO): alpha DNA polymerase:primase complex
Molecular function (GO): chromatin binding; DNA replication origin binding; pyrimidine nucleotide binding
Source: RefSeq, a predicted model, not a curated record
AUGGCACCUGUCAAGAGGAACUAUGCUUUUGAGCGAUCUGACAUACCUGCAGGGGAGAAUUAUGUACUGAUGAUCAAUUAUCCAUUCCGGGAUCCACCACUAUCAACAGAUCUAAAAGGAGAAACUUUUUGUGCUCUUCUAGGAACUCAUAGCAGCGCGUUGGAACUUUUCCUUGUUAAAAGGAAGAUAAAAGGACCUUCUUGGCUAUCAGUUUCAAAUUUUUCCAUCUGCCCAGCUCCACAACGGGUAAGCUGGUGCAAAUUUGAGGUGAUCGUGAAUGCUUCGAAAGAUAUAAGGGUCUCAGCUUCCACAAAGAAAACUGUAGAUAUUCCUCAAGUGGUUGUUACUGCAAUAAGUUUGAAAACUAUUAUCAAUGAGAAGCAGAAUGUUAACGAAAUUGUCUCUGCAUCUGUUGUCUGCUGUAACAAGGCCAAGGUAAGACCUAGAAUCUAUUUUACACUGCCUUGUGUUUUGCAAAUUAUUGAGUUGUCUUGUUGGAGUGCUGGUAUGCUGAGCCACUUUACUGUUGUCCAUAAGCUUGAUGGUGGCAUAUUUCCUAUGGGGUUUACUAAAGUGGCUGCAGAUAAGAAUUCUAAAGCCGGAUCAAAUGUCUUGAGCAUUGAGGCCAGGUGGGCUUUACUCGCUUAUCUUGUUCUCAAUGAAAUUUAA